Messenger RNA from Cebus imitator (Panamanian white-faced capuchin), 1894 nucleotides. It is a transcript of the gene SEH1L, whose product is annotated as SEH1 like nucleoporin. Gene Ontology annotation, molecular function: structural molecule activity; protein binding. Lineage: Eukaryota; Metazoa; Chordata; Mammalia; Primates; Cebidae. The record is from RefSeq and is a predicted model, not a curated record. The transcript has 9 exons. Bases 145 to 1416 code for a protein of 423 amino acids. Gene Ontology annotation, cellular component: nuclear pore outer ring; Seh1-associated complex. Gene Ontology annotation, biological process: cellular response to amino acid starvation; positive regulation of TORC1 signaling.
CAGGGGCGGUGCGGGGGCGUGGGCCGCACGCGCCGUGCGCGCCGGGGCGGCUAAGUUUGGCUAGGCUGCGAGCCCCGCGCCGCCGCCGCCGCCGCCGCUGCCGCCGUCACUGCCCUCUUCGGAGGCGCGGGCCCGGCGGAAACCAUGUUUGUGGCGCGUAGCAUCGCGGCCGACCACAAGGAUCUCAUCCACGAUGUCUCUUUCGAUUUCCACGGGAGGCGGAUGGCUACCUGCUCCAGCGAUCAGAGCGUUAAGGUCUGGGAUAAAAGUGAAAGUGGUGAUUGGCAUUGUACUGCUAGCUGGAAGACACAUAGUGGAUCUGUAUGGCGUGUAACAUGGGCCCAUCCUGAAUUUGGACAGGUGUUGGCUUCUUGUUCAUUUGACCGAACAGCUGCUGUAUGGGAAGAAAUAGUAGGAGAAUCAAAUGAUAAACUGCGAGGACAGAGCCACUGGGUUAAAAGGACAACUCUGGUGGAUAGCAGAACAUCUGUUACUGAUGUGAAGUUUGCUCCCAAGCACAUGGGUCUUAUGUUAGCAACCUGUUCAGCAGAUGGUAUAGUAAGAAUAUAUGAGGCACCAGAUGUUAUGAAUCUCAGCCAGUGGUCUUUGCAGCAUGAGAUCUCAUGUAAGCUAAGCUGUAGUUGUAUUUCUUGGAACCCUUCAAGCUCUCGUGCUCAUUCCCCCAUGAUCGCUGUAGGAAGCGAUGACAGUAGCCCCAAUGCAAUGGCCAAGGUUCAGAUUUUUGAAUAUAACGAAAACACCAGGAAAUACGCAAAAGCUGAAACUCUUAUGACAGUCACUGAUCCUGUUCAUGAUAUUGCAUUUGCUCCAAACUUGGGAAGAUCUUUCCAUAUUCUAGCAAUAGCAACCAAAGAUGUGAGAAUUUUUACAUUAAAGCCUGUGAGCAGGAAAGAACUGACUUCCUCUGGUGGGCCAACAAAAUUCGAACUCCAUAUAGUGGCUCAGUUUGAUAAUCAUAAUUCUCAAGUCUGGCGAGUGAGUUGGAAUAUAACAGGAACAGUGCUAGCAUCUUCAGGAGAUGAUGGCUGUGUAAGAUUGUGGAAAGCUAAUUAUAUGGACAAUUGGAAGUGUACUGGUAUUUUGAAAGGUAAUGGGAGCCCAGUCAAUGGGAGUUCUCAGCAGGGAAACUCAAAUCCUUCCCUAGGUUCAAAUAUUCCAAGUCUUCAGAAUUCAUUAAAUGGAUCUUCUGCUGGCAGGUAUUUCUUUCCCCCUCUGGAUUCCCCACGGGCUGGAUCGAGAUGGUCCAGUUAUGCCCAGCUCCUUCCUCCUCCUCCUCUUCCUCCUCUGGUAGAGCACUCUUGCGAUGCUGACACUGCCAACCUCCAGUAUCCUCACCCUCGCAGACGAUAUCUCUCUCGGCCUCUUAAUCCCUUACCUGAGAAUGAAGGGGUUUAAAACACUGACUUAACAUUGAAAGGCCUUAUUCAAGUGCUUGUAAAUGCUUUCAUUUCUGGCUGCUAUUUUUCUUCAUUUUCUUUCAGAAGAUUUUUCUAACUUAGGGUCUGUCUUGCAUGUAUUACAACCAGAAUACAGUGUUCAGAGCCUAAAUCUGUUUGUGCGUCUGGAGCAAAGGAACAUUUGCUUCUCUGGGUGAUAACUGAUGAAAUGAGGUAUGUCCAAAUAAUGUUAACUGUGAAAUUAUACACAGUAGCUGACUUCAAAGUGCCUGUUCUGUAAUUUUAUUUUGAACUGUUACCAUAGUCUUAAGUUGCUUAUGCUUUAUCAGACUGGCUAAUGUGAAAGCAUAUUAUUAUGAAGUUUAUUCUGCCUUUGAGACCUUAAGAAAUGGAUUUAAUUUUACAGGCUAAUGUUGCAACUGACGAGUACGUAAAAUAAAAUAAAUCAUUCCUGUGUAUAAAGCAGCAAAACCUAA